Messenger RNA from Dreissena polymorpha, 1258 nucleotides. RefSeq lists its product as uncharacterized. Bases 151 to 807 code for a protein of 218 amino acids. Lineage: Eukaryota; Metazoa; Mollusca; Bivalvia; Myida; Dreissenidae. The record is from RefSeq and is a predicted model, not a curated record. The transcript is spliced from 5 exons.
AUAGAAGUAGAAGUGUAUAUCGUUUCAACGCGUGCUUUUGUAAUAAACAUCGAAUCAAAGUUGUCAAUUUAAUUAUUAUAAACAUUGGAUUAACGAUGUCAUUAAGAGGCAACUAUUACGGCAUGGGCCGGCAAGUCAUUUCGAGGGGCAAUGACAGGAACGCUGAGUGCAGCUGCUGGAUCAGCAACAAUAACAUUGCCAUCCGCGCCAGUUGUAGGUGCAACCCUUUUUACUGUAACGGCGACUGCAGAUUCUGCUAUUGCGACCUACGAAUUCAACACUGAUGGAAACCCUGACACCACAGGGGCCGUUGUGAAGUCAGGGACUGCAGCUGUAGUUACGCUUGCUAAGGCAAUCAAUUAUCCUACCGUUAAGCAAGUGAUCUUUCAAGUCAAAGCCUCUGACUCUACAGCCGGCACCGCAGCAACAGGAAUCAUGACUGUGACUGUCAACUUUGGUCCAUCGGCUGACUCUGCCUACUCAUUCUGCGUUGCCGAUCCGACAGCGUCAGGGACAGUCAUUGGUAAACCCACUUCGGCUGUUUCCACUGCUUCCUGGACAUUAACAACUGGCACAGAUUCCGCUAAAUUUUCAUUUGCGGAUGGGUCAAUUAAAACGGCAGCGAAACUUGAAUCAGCCGAUAAAACGUACUAUACCGCCGAGCUCACACUGACGGACGCAGGCGUCGCCACCACGUGGCCCUUGCACGUGCUCGUCGACAACAGUUGCGUUAACAGCGGAGUAGCGCAGAUCGUUUCUGGUUUGGUAAUGAUCCUGAUGACAGUCCUGGCGAUACAUGUGGUCUAACUAUCAACGAAAAACGUACAAGAAAGCUGUGAUUUCAUGUGUUUGACUGUCUUUUCUUAAAAACAAAACUACCCUUACACUUAUUUAUUUAUUACUAUUUAUGAAUUGAUACUGUAUUGUUUUAUAUAUUAGUAUUUACAAAGUUACCUUUAUAUAAAUAAAAUCCUAAAAACUGAACAAUAAUGUGGUAAAAAUCAAAAUAUUGUAUUUAAGUUCGCGCUAUCGUUAAAACAAUUAUUCAUUUUAAAGCAUUAUUAUAGUUCUUCAAACAGUUUCGAACAAGUAUUGAAGUGUAUCUGAGUGUUUUUGAAUUGUUAAACUACCAUGUUGUUUGUUUUUUUUCUUAGUUUUCGCCAUGAAUUUCCAUCCGAAACAGUAACUGUUUUGCUGGAAAUGAAUUUACGGAAACUGUCGUGAUAAAUCUGUUAUCUGUUUUGCUGAAUUUCUUGAG